GCAGUAUCAGCAGCCACUGCUGCUGCGGCCGUAGUUGCUGCUGCUGAGGCCGCUGCGUCUGACACGCCCCUUACAUCUAGUGUCUCUGCGGCUUCUUUGCUUUCCACGGCUCAUCACUUCCUUUCGCGCUUUCUCAAAUGCCUUGUUCUGCGACCUCAAGAGUCUCCCGCUGCGCUGUACACUCCAGAUCCGCAGCAGUCUCAGCAGCAGGGGCAACAGCGACCCCUACGGAACACGUCGGCUGCGCUUCUCCCCGCUGGAACCUUGCCUUCGGCAGCGGCAUUUGCCGAAUGCCCAGCAGAGAUUGCAGCACCCCCGACAGGAAGUACCGGUGCAGCAGUACCAUAUGGUGAAGACGCAGCUGCAGGAGCGGCAUCAAGCCACUGGUGGAACGCGACUCAAGCUACUGCAAGGAAGCACAGAGCAGGCGCACUCGCAAACACAACAAAGUCAGCAAAUAAGGCAGCAGCAUCCCUCACCGCUGCAACGGAGGGGAGAGGCUUUCCAGGGCAUCCCAUCACUGGUGCGGAAGCACAGGGCACCAAACGGGAUGAUACAAUUCCAGCAGCACUAGCGGAAGUCUCCCCAGAAGCAAGUAGUGGGAAGCACCAGCAGUAUCGCCAGCACCAAGUGUUACGACCGUUGCAGGAAGGACGCUGCGACGCUGGGGCAGUCUUGAAGGCACCCACUUCUUAUUGUGUCAACCGUGGCACCAUGCCGCCAACCACAGUGGGACUGACACCAGCGGUCACGACAGAAACACCAGUGUGGUCAGUUGCACCGUUUAGUGCUCGGUCAAGCUUGGGUGCCGUAGGAUCAGAGGCAGCGGCAAUCACCCGGGGAAAGAAAGCACCUGCUUUCUCCCCCGUCAUCGAGGCUGCUCGUACGGCGUUGCCAUCACCGCUGCUUAGCGCCUCAUCUGUAAAUGUGAUGGCCAGCAGGAGCCCCCACGAACAAAAACAAUAUACUCACCUGUGCCAGCCUCCCCAGUCAGUACGUCUUUCUCCUAGUUUUAGGCGCAAUCGGCGCAGUCCCAGCAGCAGGCAUGUGCGUGCGGCCAGCAGCGACUGGAGCACCACUAACAACCACGGUAAGCGUGUAGCUGAGCCUGCCAGCACACUGUCAGAGACACCCUUGAGCCUUUUGUCUCCCUCGGGUAGAAGAUAUUGUCUGCUGCGUCCUCACCAAAAGACCCUCUUCGGGCCCCUCUACGAGGGGAUGCUGCUUCUUGGAGGCACGAGUAGAAACAGUAGAAACAGCUGCCGCUUCCAACGCGUGGCCAUAAAGGCGGUGGAUAAGAAGUUAGUACAACUGCAGCUGGAUCAGGCUCAGGCAGCAGCUGCAGGGACAUCUCUUUCCCCAGGUACAGCAGCAGCUGCUGCUGCUAUUGGAAGCAACAAGGAGCUUUAUCUGCUACUUCACCUUGUACCAGAAACACCGCUUGCCGAGGUUUUCUUCUCCACGCGCCUGCAGGGCGUUCCUCACGUCCACACUCUCACCGAAGUCUUUGACGAUGAAAAUUAUUUCUACCUGACUUCGCCUUGGGCACAUGGGGAGGACUUGCUGGGGUUGCUGCAGAUGGUUGCUGCCCCACGCUCUUCCUCAGCUGCCCGCCCUCACUCGCCACCCCCAGCAGCAGCAGCUGCUGCUGCUGCUGCGGUAGCUGCGGCUGCCCUCUCGGCUGCCGGAGGGGCCUUGGCGCAUGUGAUGGCCGGAGCCCUUCCUAUGAAUAUCCGUUGCGCUGCAUCAGCUGCUCUGGGACCCCUAGCAUCAGGCGCAACAGCAGCAGCACGCCAGAUCGGGAGCAACGGUCAUGCUGCUACGGCCAUGCCUGGCCCCCCGAUCACUCAGUCUCCUUCCAGCAGCAAUAUGUGCCACAGCCAAGGCAGCAGAGGAAGGGCAGGGGGCCUCUCCGAGGGCGUUGCUCGCCGCCUGUUGUAUCAGGCGUUGCUGGGCCUCUCGUCGCUGCACCGCCGCGGCAUUGCUCUGCAGGACUUUAGCCUUGAAAACUGCCUAUUGUUCGUUUCGCCUCCCGCCAAUAGCAGGCCUCAACACACCGAUGCUUCGCAGUAUGAGGGAUGCCUCCCUGAAGACGACUGGGAAGUGACAGUCAAAGUGUGCGACCCAGGUCAAGCAGUUUGCUUUCGUGUCCGGCCAUCGCCCCACUGCUGCUGCGGAGCAGCAGCAGCAGCAGCAGCAGCAGAGGUUCUGCUGCAGUGUUGCUGCCCGGGGGCACAGGAAGAGCCAACCCCGUAUGCGGGCAGCUUUGGUAAGGCUUUUCGCCCGCCAGAGAGUUUUCCUCUAGAAGACACCAGCAGCACCACAUCCGACGGUGGCGAACAUCCGUACUUGGCCUCUCGUGUGGACAGCUGGUGUUUCGGCUGGAGCGCCUUUUAUUUGCUGACCGGUCAGGCGCUGUUUGCACGUGCUGCUCCCGUGUGGGACCUUUCUGCUACUGGCCCACCCGCAGAGGGUGCAGAGGCUGCUUUUUCCAGUCCAUCACUGUCCGGAGCGACCAGAUUCCUACCCUCCUUCGCUGAGGCGAAGCAGCUUUUUGCGCGCUCUACAGAUUCAGCAGCAGCAUCACCUCCCUGGCGGCGAUGUCUGCUGCUGUGGGAGGGCCGAGCCGCUGAAGUCUGGGAAGAGCUAGGGGUGUCAGACUCUUUGUCCCCCCAGUUCCUUCAGCUUGUAGUACAACUGAUGCAGCCAAAAGGCUCGGAUAGACUUUCCCUAACUGCGGCACUCAAGCAUCCCUGGUUUGCUUCGCUGCACGAGCAGCAACAGCAGCAGCACCCGCGGCAUCCGUGGUCAGUAAGGCUGGGGGAGCUGCCAGAGGUGCUUGCAGCCAUCAAAGAGAAGAGAGCUCUCGACGCAUCUACUGCAACCAAGCGUCUCCUAUCUCAAUUUGAAGAAGGAGCACGUGCUGACACACUUCAGCUGUCUGAAGUUUUUGUUAGAGAUGCUGGGGUGGAAGCCGGUGCAGAUGGCUCCAAUUCACGCGCGCCUCCUGUCGAAAGGCCCAUAAUUCCAGAAAGGUUUCAGGGGCACCUUAGGCAGCAGCUCUGCAGGGAAGGCAGGCCAUCUCAUACCCUGCUGAUGCAGGGACAGUAUAAGGCUCAGCAACAUACAGUGCAACAGCAGAGGCUGCAACAGGCAGUAAUAAGCAUGAACGAAGCUGAUCGAAGGCCGCCUCUACAGUCCAUAUCAGCCUUGAAGCAGCAUGAGUCACAUCAAACGCAUCACCUAACCCCAAGGCAACCACCAAAGCUGGAAGCGCAGCCGGAUCCUCAGCAGCAGCAUCACGACAACACGCCAAAUCCGAAUGACAGCAAGCAGAAGCAGCUGCUGCACCAGGUGCAGCUGCUUCAUCACCACCAGAAGGCAGAACCCCUUGCUGAACGACACCAGCCACUGCAAGAGACCCAGCAGGAAGAGCCUUCGCAGACCAACCAACACAACCUCGAGCAACAAUAUUUUCACCAGCCGCAGAAGCGCCAGUCAUUCCAUCGUGAGAUGCCUAAACCAUGGCAGUCGGAGGCCCAGCAACACCAGAAGCAGCAGGAACCACAGCCUCUGGAAAGCUCUAACUCAGAAAAAACAGUCCCUAGGCAGUCCCAACAACAACAACAACAGCCGCGGACGCCUGCGGCAGCUCUUCUUAAAAGCAACACUGUGGGGGAACCGCACUUGCCGUCAGGACACUCAGCCCUCAGUUCUUUGCCGCGAAUGGAGCAUAUGCAGCUGCUAGAGCAGCGCCAGCUGCUACAGCAACAGCAGCAGCAUCUCGUCAGGCAACAAAACAUGCAAAGACAGCAGAAGAGUUUCUACAGGGGGCCGGGACACGAAGGUCCGGAAAGGCUCCCUUCUCUCCGUAUGUCGCAGCAAAUAAGCCAUCAGCAUCAGCUGCAGCAAAAGCUUCAGCAGCACCCGGUGCAGCGGGAGCACAAAGUGGGGACUCAACAGCACCUACGGCAGCAACUACAUCAGCAUCAGCAACAGAUGCACGAGCUUAGGCAACUUGAGCAACAAUUGGACACGUGGCACCCUUCUGAGGGUCCAGCAGGUUCACAGCAGCAGCAGCAGCAGCAGCAGCAGCAGCAGAAACUCCAGUAUCAGAAGGCUCUGGAACGCUUACAGGCGUUAGUUGCCUUGCGAGAUCGGCUUCAGCUGCAGCUAGACGAGGAGACAGCCCAAUGCAGCGCACAGCCGCCGAAAGAUCAUCAGCAUCAACCAAAGCCGCAGGUAAACCUGCUGCGUGUUGACUCACAGACGUGGAUUGAAGACCGGGAGCAUCAGCAGACGCAGCACCAGAAGGUGCAAAGCGGACUCCAGCUGUCACAGCACGCUGGUCAAUGUGGGGGCCUUUUCCUGGCGAGCGGCUCCACGUCGGAUAUCUCCGAGGUCGGAGAAAGCGCAGCAGCCCUGUCAGUUGCAGCUCCAAGUCACCUGCUGCGCAAGCCGCGGCCUCCUUCAGCGGCUUCGUCAGCAGCCGCAGCACUUCCACCUGCACCAAAGGAGCGCCUCCGUUACAGCGGCUCGAAUAAGGUAAAUGUUGCGAAGGGGGAUGUUAGGAGCGCAGCACCUGCAACUGAAGUAUUAGAACCCGCACGACUGAGGCUGCCAGGUGCAGCAACAGCAGACAGCUCUUCCUGCCGUGGAGUCGCCGCAUGUGUGGGGCCAGCUGCAGUGUUUCCUGCUCCAAGCUUUGCUAAAUCAGAGUCCGGCGGGAGCCAACACCCAGGAUGCCCAAGCCAAAAGGCUCUUCUCCCGGGAAAGCUCUCUUGCAGCUCAGACGUCUCGUCCCAUUCAGCGGCUUCCCCCGGCGUUCCAAACCUUCCACGGGUUCCUGGUGCUUGCUUGGCAGCUGUGCAGCCAUCUCCGCAAGAGUUUCAGAUUUACACUCCUCCCAGCGUCCAUGGACGCACCAGUGAAUCACCGUACCCCAUAUCUAGUGGUCUGGGGUCUUCUCUAUCCCCUUCUUCAGGGGCUGUCAGCAGAGAGGGCAGCUCCGAGCUGCUUGCAAGACAUACUCCCACCAGGAGCCUCUCUCCCCAACAAGCGCCUUGUGCUACCGGCAGGCUUUCGCCUCCGCACCAGCCACAGCGGCAGCAGAUCCCAGGGAAGCUCGAAUCCUUGAAGCAGCGCUCUCCUGGCAGCAGGUGCUCUAAAGAGUCCGACUCGCCCUCGGUGCUUCGCUAUUUUAGCGGCUUGAGGACCUACAAGCCGCGACAGCAACGACUCACCCGCUCAGGUACCGAACCGAGUAUGAUCUCACAGCAGACAACCUCUACACAGAUCCUAUCCCAUGAGGGCCCCCUCGCAUCGUCUUCCGUCAAUGCACAAGAGGGGAGUCUCUGCACGGAAGUGGAAAGAGGAGCGCUGCAUCCAGAAAAGCCACAAAAACAGCCCCUAGGGAAACUUUUGCAGCAACAAGGCAUGCACAGGCGCCGAUGCCCGUCGUUCGAGCUUGAACCAUUACCAGCACCACAAACAAAUCCAAGUGAGCUGAAGCUUCCACAGAUGCAAAUGCAACAACAUUCCCUUUGCGGAGCUGUGAGUCUGCAAGCCAAGAUGACUGAGCAGCUCAGAGAGCGGCCUCCGCCCGCUGUAGCGAGGGUCCCUUCUGACCACCAGGAGCCGGGAGCGUCCUGGGAUAUGCAAAACCAACAACAGCAAAAGAGUGGCAUUCAGUCUGGAGCCAGAGUAGCACUGCCGGCAGCCACGGUAACAAAUGAAGCGCCUGGGAUCGGUCCGAAAGCAAGAAGCUCGCCGAUCAUCCCAGGUGCUGCGCAGCGGCUGGCCAGCUGCCCCCCUGGGGACCGCCAGCUGCUGCUGCUGCAGCCAACGACUGUACUGCUACCCCAUCAGGUUCCUGUCGCCGUCUGCCCGCUAGCGCUCCAGCUACAGCAGCAGCAGAAAUCAACACAGCAUUGGACGCAGCAGCCCUCGCAUCCAUCCGCUACAGCGGCCCUAAUGUGGACCCCGCAACUGCGACAGCAGCAUCCCAUGCGCAUGUGUUGCCUGUCUCCCCUUCCCGCGGCGGCUGCUAUCCCCGUAAGGCAGGCGUAUGCCGGUGCUCAAACAGCCUUCCCCUGCUUGCCUCCGAAGCGUCACCCCCAUCAGUAUGUGGAGAAGCAUGAGCAGCCAACCAAGCAGCAAAAAGGAGCACUAGCUGGGGACGCAGAGAACCAUUUAGGUUACAGCCACAUGCUCCAGCAGCAGCUAUUGCUGCAGCGGCACUAUGCGGAACUGCUGAAGCAGCAGCAGGAGCUGCUGAUCCAGCAAAAGCAC
Molecule: messenger RNA, 6291 nt
Organism: Cyclospora cayetanensis
Lineage: Eukaryota; Apicomplexa; Conoidasida; Eucoccidiorida; Eimeriidae
Exons: 10
Biological process (GO): regulation of cytokinesis; mitotic cell cycle; protein phosphorylation
Cellular component (GO): centrosome; cytoplasm; nucleus
Molecular function (GO): protein kinase activity; ATP binding
Source: RefSeq, a predicted model, not a curated record